Molecule: messenger RNA, 1364 nt
Organism: Phragmites australis (common reed)
Lineage: Eukaryota; Viridiplantae; Streptophyta; Magnoliopsida; Poales; Poaceae
Product: MADS-box transcription factor 14
Exons: 8
Coding region: 352-1089 (245 amino acids)
Biological process (GO): positive regulation of transcription by RNA polymerase II
Cellular component (GO): nucleus
Molecular function (GO): protein dimerization activity; RNA polymerase II cis-regulatory region sequence-specific DNA binding; DNA-binding transcription factor activity, RNA polymerase II-specific
Source: RefSeq, a predicted model, not a curated record
AUGGCAACUCGACAGCGGCUGGCAGAAACCAGCCCGGUUUCGUGAAACCGCCUUCCCCCUCCGAUCCGUCGCAGCAGCGGCUCCACCUCUAAAUCCUCCGCUCCCGGCGCCUCCCUCCUCCUACCCGUCCGACCGGUCCCCCCUCAUAGUCUCCUCGCCUCCGGCCUCCACCGCCACCGUCGCAACGCCAUGCACUCGCCGCCGCUCCUGUACGCUCGCCUGUAGGCUUAGCCAAUCAGCCGUGCCCCGUAGGUAGCUAGUUCUAGGCUUCUAGCAGCUGUCGUCGUCGUCGUCGCUGAAGCGUCGUGGUUGUCAGAGGGCGAGCUAGGGUUGGAUUCGGAGGAGGAGGAGAUGGGGCGCGGGAAGGUUCAGCUGAAGCGGAUCGAGAACAAGAUCAACCGGCAGGUGACCUUCUCCAAGCGCCGCUCGGGGCUGCUCAAGAAGGCGCACGAGAUCUCCGUGCUCUGCGACGCCGAGGUCGCGCUCAUCAUCUUCUCCACCAAGGGAAAGCUCUACGAGUACGCCACCGACUCAUGUAUGGACAAAAUUCUUGAACAGUAUGAGCGCUACUCCUAUGCAGAAAAGGUUCUCAUUUCAGCAGAAUCUGAAAUUCAGGGCAACUGGUGCCACGAAUAUAGAAAACUAAAAGCGAAGGUCGAGACAAUACAGAAAUGUCAAAAGCACCUCAUGGGAGAGGAUAUUGAAACUUUGAAUCUCAAGGAGCUUCAGCAACUAGAGCAGCAGCUAGAAAGUUCACUGAAACAUAUUAGAUCCAGAAAGAGCCAGCUUAUGCUCGAGUCCAUUUCAGAGCUUCAACGGAAGGAGAAGUCAUUGCAGGAGGAGAACAAGGUUCUGCAGAAGGAGCUUGUGGAGAAGCAGAAGGUCCAUAGACAUCAAGUGCAAUGGGACCAAGCUCAGCAACCACAGUCCAGUUCGUCUUACUCGUCCUUCAUGGUGAGAGAAGCUCCCCCAACAACAAAUAUCAGUAAUUACCCUGCGGGAGCAGGCGGCGGAAUGGAAAGAGCAGCAGAGCAGCCGCAGGUUCGUAUCGGACUGCCACCAUGGAUGCUUAGCCACCCCAGCGGCUGAAGGCUUCCCGUCAGUCUCGGUGUGUAGCCCAGAAUUCAGCAACGGUAGCAUGCUUCUCCGGCUGGCCUGCUGCUCUACCUGGUGUGUUAUUAUCGUCGAAUCUUAUUUUGAUUGCGAGAAGCAGGGGUUUUACCGUAAUCUCGGCAUAUUAGUAGCAAGCUGCAAUGCGUAUUUACUUUGCUCAUCACCAUGUCCCUCGGGCCUGCGCCCUGGUGGGGCCGUACAAUGUGUUAUUUACCCUUAUAUAUAAAGCAUUUUCUAUACUUUUAGAUGUA